Messenger RNA from Oncorhynchus mykiss (rainbow trout), 4415 nucleotides. RefSeq names its product tumor necrosis factor receptor superfamily member 5. Gene Ontology annotation, molecular function: protein binding. NCBI's taxonomy places the organism in Eukaryota, Metazoa, Chordata, Actinopteri, Salmoniformes, Salmonidae. Gene Ontology annotation, biological process: immune response-regulating cell surface receptor signaling pathway. Gene Ontology annotation, cellular component: CD40 receptor complex; external side of plasma membrane. The record is from RefSeq and is a predicted model, not a curated record.
AUCGUAACUGAACUAAGACAGGGAAUUUUUACUAGGAUUAAAUGUCAGGAUUUGUGAAAAACUGAGUUUAAAUGUAUUUGGCUAAGGUGUAUGUAAACUUCUGACUUCAACUGUAUGUAUUGGGUAUGCCAUUCCUUGGGCUAGGAGUUUCUCCUGACCACAUGACCUAGGUCCUAGACCAGAGGUAUUCAACUAUUACUCUACGAGGUCCGGAGCCUGCUGGUUUUCUGUUCUACCUGAUUUACUAAUUGCACCCACCUGGUGUCCCAGGUCUAAAUCAGUCCCUGAUUAGAGGGGAACAAUGAAAGAAUGCGGUAGAGCUGGCUUUGAGGUCCAGAGUUGAGUUUGAGGGUCCUAUGCUGUAAGGUUUGAACUAGGGUUUUUUUUCUGCUCAGGUCAUAUGGCCAGUAAAACUCCUGCCCCUAGCGUUCCUGCCCUUUGGCCAGAACUGGAGAUUAAAAUGGAGAAUAGAAGGCAGCGGAGAAAUAGUGUGAGAAUAUGUACUUUUUAUUAUUUUUACUACACGCACAGAGAGACUGAGUCUCUGCAGUAUGUAUGCAUGAGUCAGCGUGUAUGUUUAGGAGAGUGUUCUAAUGUCCUUGGUUUUUAAAAAGAGUUUUACUGGUUCACUUACCACAUGAAGAAUACAAUAGUCCUAAAAUGCACACUGUCUUCCAGUGUCUGUCUGACAAUAGACCAAUUCAUAUCCUCUUCACAACAGAACUGAAGGCUAACGGUAUAACUGAAUCAUUGUAAACUAGAGUGGUAGGGACCAUACAGUGAUGUGUUCUGCUGACUGGAUUCCCAUCUCUGCAAAUGUCUGUAAAUUGACUUGAAAUACUGUAUAUAUGUAAAUCAAUGAUGUACAAUAAUCGCUCUAAUAUUCCUUCAAUAAUCCACUUUCUUCAUGAGUGUAUGUGAUUACAAAGUAAAUUCGUUUUAGAAAUGGCACCAAAGUGUAAAAAAUAAUAAAUAAAAAUAACUACUCACAUGCAAAUGCUUUAACAUAAUGAUGGUAUGAUUGCUAUGAUAUUGUAUGCAUUAAAGGAAAACGCUAUGUUGGAUAUAUUGUAUGUUUAAACACUGGCAAUGCAAGGAGGUCCACAGUCAAAAAUACUUAAGUGUCAGGUUCCCGGAUUUGGCACAUAGCUGAACUUUUAAUGUGGAUUCAGAUAUUUGAUUGGUCCUUAAUGUUUCUCGUAGACCAGGAGCCAAUGCUCUUGCUCUGUGAGGACCAGUGUAUUCUCUGGUCCAUAUAUUUUACCAUCAACUAAUUCCAUCUGGCCUGAGUAAGCUAGCAUGCAGGUGAAUAGACUGAGUUGUCAAUGAGAAGACUGUUAGCAAUCACCAGGGCCUCAUUUACUAAGCAUCUGCACCAGUGCCAUGUUUACACCUGCUCGGUUCAAAAGGGAACGAGUCAUAGAACAAAAGGUCAAGGGACAAGAAAAGUCUGUUUUCUGUUUCUAUCUCAUCUUAUAAUUCCCUCCGAAAAGAGCAAGUGUAAACAUUGCGCUGCUUGGUAAAUCAGGCCUUGGUCUUUGUUUUGGUGAGGUGUGAGUUAUUUGAAACUGGACUGGCCCCUUGAACAUGUGUGCUUCAACGCAGAGCUCUGUAUACUGACAGAGAGUUCAACGCAGAGCUCUGUGUACUGACAGAGAGUUCAAUGCAGAGCUCUGUGUACUGACAGAGAGUUCAAUGCAGAGCUCUGUGUACUGACAGAGAGUUCAAUGCAGAGCUCUGUGUACUGACAGAGAGUUCAACGCAGAGCUCUGUGUACUGACAGAGAGUUCAACGCAGAGCUCUGUGUACUGACAGAGAGUUCAACGCAGAGCUCUGUGUACUGACAGAGAGUUCAACGCAGAGCUCCGUGUACUGACAGAGAGUUCAACGCAGAGCUCUGUGUACUGACAGAGAGUUCAACGCAGAGCUCUGUGUACUGACAGAGAGUUCAACGCAGAGCUCUGUGUACUGACAGAGAGUUCAACGCAGAGCUCUGUGUACUGACAGAGAGUUCAACGCAGAGCUCUGUGUACUGACAGAGAGUUCAACGCAGAGCUCUGUGUACUGACAGAGAGAUGGAAUGAAGAAUAAAAGAUACAGCUGAGCAAUAUAAUUGUGUGUUUUUUUUGUUGUUGUGGAUUUGGUGAGUUUAUGCUGGAAGCCCACUUGCAUUGGCUGCUAUGUGUGUCUGUACUUCCUGAACUCCACCUACCUGAUAAGCUAACUUUACGAGGACAGCGAGAUCAAAUGUUUGUGACAAACUGUCUUUCACGUCUUAAAGUAUGUGGCGAAAAUGAUGAGACUUUGGUUCAGAACCAUUAGUCACCCUGCUGACAUGCCUGUCUUGUCUGUCUCUAGCUUAUAAAUACAUCACAACAUCACUGUCAGUACACAGUGGGCGGGAGAGACAGGAAGAGAGGAAGAUGUCACAGGUGAAGGAAAUAAUGACGCAAAGGAUGGGUAGAGAAGAGAGAGACACACCUUAAAGAAUAAUAGUUGGGGGGAGAGUCAAAGUUAUAGACAACAAAUACUUGGCAUUUGGUGUGGUGUCUACAGUGCAAAAGAAUGGUGAUGGAACAGUUAUUUGUGGCUGUGCUAAUGAUGUCUGCACACCUAGCAGUCUCAUAUCCUCUGAUUACAGAGAGAUAUUACACGGAUGGAGGGAGACAAUGCAGACUGUGUCCACCAGGUCAUUAUCAGAGUUCCUGUUCAGAGUGCUCUCCCUGUCGAGAUGGUUCCUACACAGCACGAUUGAACGCAGAGUCCAGUUGUCAUUCCUGCUUCAAAGACUGCAAACAUGAUUUGCACCUGGUGGAGGAUGAGCCGUGUACUUCUGUAUCGGACGCUAGAUGUCGCUGUGAGGCUGGUUUUACCUGCACCGACAAAGACGACCAGACAGGAAACUGUAGAGACUGUGAGAAGAUCCCUCAGCUGCCCCCACCUCCCCUGCCACCUAGCAAUGUAGUGGGCAUCAGAAUCAACCAGACAGGAACUUCCUCUGAACACAGCAGGACUUCCUCUUUCGCUGGACGCUGUCAACCUCCCAACUGUGACAUUCCACGAUCACCAGUCUCACAACCAGGCAACGCCACUCAUCACACCACAGCUGACACCAGCAAACACUUGGCAGCCAUUUUGUGUCCUAUGGUGGUCAUUGGAAUCCUAGCCGUUAUCAUUCUGUUAUGUAUCCGUCGCCCAGGAAAUGAAGCCUGUUUCAAACAAGCUCUCAAGUUCUGUAACAAGGGAGUAAGAGAAACGUCGCCUAACAAGACCAAAGAGCCACCUCAUCAGCACAAUGCCAGAGAGACACAGCCCAGUAUUAAGCACCAGACAGUGGAUCCACCACCUAUUACAGCAGCAAAUAUAGGCCCGGUCCAUGUCCACAAUGCUGGAACAGUCAUCUUCAGUUUACUCAACCAGUUCACUGGUAUGGGUGGAGGGAUGGAAGAGAGAGUGCAGAAAGAGAGGGAUGAGGAAGGAUGUCCGACCCACCCCACACCCUCCCCUAACAUCCAUCUAUCCCAGGAGGAAAGGGAUGGGGAGAUGGACUGUGUAUUCUUCCCUUCACAGGAACAAGGGAAGGACAGUCACGUUUCCAAAGAGGAGGUGCAUUGAGGGGAGGGGGAUUGAGGACAGAGGACGCACCAAGUGAAAGCUUCCCUUCUAGGAUCAGUUUAGCCAACCAUACAUCCUAAUGUUAAUCAUAAGGAGGAUUAAGACUUACCACUGACCCUGGAUCAGUGGUAAGGGACAACAUCUACCUGGGGCUCUAUUCAGUCUGUAUCACUACAGAUUGCGUGAUAGGAACAGAGGUCAUUUCUGAUUGAGCCAACAUAUGCAGCGUUUAAUGUGAAAGCAGUCGCUUCUGACACAGGAACAUUGCCUUUCCAUUUCUUUCAGGCUGUAAAGCUGCACUUCCGCAAUACAGAUUGAAUAGAGCCCUUUUAUUUAACUAGGCAAGUCAGUUAAGAACAAGUUCUCAUUUUCAAUGACGGCCUAGGAACAGUGGGUUAACUGCCUUGUUCAGGGGCAGAACAACAGAUUUUUACCUUGUCAGCUCCGGGAUUCAACCUUUUGGUUACUAGUCCAAUGCUCUAACCACUAGGCCACCUGCCACUCUUACUCUCAGAACACCAGUGAAUCCCAAAACUCUAGAAUGGUCAUUAUUUCCUGUUCUAGACUUAGAUAGAGCUAGACAUCUCACUAUGGUGGUCAUGUACACAUCCACUUGCUCUCAUUUUAUUCAACUGUAUAAAAAGCUUUGUCUCAACUGCUGCAAACUGUUUUUUUCUGUGUUCAUUUGGCACCUUGAACUGUUUUUUUCUGUGUUCAUUUGGCACCUUGAACUGUUUUUUUCUGUGUUCAUGUGGCACCUUGAACUGUUUUUUCACAAAUUAAAAGCAAAAUACGAAAUA